Molecule: messenger RNA, 1294 nt
Organism: Sinocyclocheilus grahami
Lineage: Eukaryota; Metazoa; Chordata; Actinopteri; Cypriniformes; Cyprinidae
Product: adenylosuccinate lyase-like
Exons: 10
Coding region: 92-1243 (383 amino acids)
Biological process (GO): 'de novo' AMP biosynthetic process
Cellular component (GO): cytosol
Molecular function (GO): N6-(1,2-dicarboxyethyl)AMP AMP-lyase (fumarate-forming) activity; (S)-2-(5-amino-1-(5-phospho-D-ribosyl)imidazole-4-carboxamido) succinate lyase (fumarate-forming) activity
Source: RefSeq, a predicted model, not a curated record
AACCGCCAUUAAACCCGAAAGAAGAAGAAGAAGAAGACGCAGCAGACUUGUAGUCCGCGUGUGGACAGCGCUGCACUGACCCGCUGCUGUAAUGGAGGGAUCCGGGGAAGAGUUCAUGAAAUACCGCUCACCGCUGGUGUCCCGGUACGCCAGCAAAGAGAUGGCCUACAACUUCAGCGACAGGAAAAAAUUCACCACAUGGAGAAGACUGUGGCUUUACCUCGCUAUGGCCGAAAAGGAAUUGGGUCUCUCCAUAACCGAUGCCCAGGUGAGCGAGAUGGCGUCUCACUUGGAGGACAUUGAUUUCGUCAUGGCUGCGGAGGAGGAGAGGAAGUUGAGACAUGAUGUCAUGGCUCACGUCCAUACGUUUGCUCACUGCUGUCCCGCCGCUGCUCCCAUCAUCCACUUGGGCGCCACUUCCUGUUAUGUGGGAGACAAUACGGUGGAGGAGUUGGAUAGGAAGGUCACUGAGAUGGCUGGUUUUAAAAAAUCAUACCUGGUGACAGGUCAGACGUACAGUCGUAAGGUGGAUAUCGACUCGCUCUGUGUGCUGGCCAGCCUCGGAGCCACAGUACAUAAGAUUUGCACUGAUAUCCGUCUGUUGGCUAAUCUGAAAGAAAUCGAGGAGCCAUUUGAGAAAGAGCAGAUUGGUUCCAGUGCCAUGCCGUACAAGAGAAACCCCAUGCGUGCGGAGCGCUGCUGCAGUCUUGCUCGUCACCUGAUGGCGCUGGUGUCAGACCCCCUGCAGACAGCAGCAGUGCAGUGGCUGGAAAGAACCCUGGACGACAGCGCUAACAGGAGGAUCUCAUUGCCUGAGUCCUUCCUCACAGCAGACAUCAUCCUCAGCACUCUGCAGAACAUCACUGAAGGACUGGUGGUGUAUCCUAAGGUGAUUGAGAGGCAUAUCCGUCAUGAGCUGCCCUUCAUGGCUACUGAAAACAUCAUCAUGGCCAUGGUGAAGGCUGGAGGAAACAGACAGGACUGCCAUGAGAAGAUUCGGGUGCUGUCCCAGCAAGCUGCGGCUGUAGUCAAACAGGAAGGGGGGGAUAAUGACCUGCUGGCUCGGGUUCAGGCUGAUCCAUAUUUCACCUCCAUACUCGGACAGCUGGACUCCAUACUGGACCCCAAAACCUUCAUUGGCCGAGCCCCACAACAGGUUACAAGGUUUUUGUCUGAGGAGGUCAGGCCUGUUCUAGAGCCAUACAAGAGUAAAAUGGAUGUCAAGAUUGAACUAGAGCUCUGAAACAAACACAUACGUGACACAUCAGAACAGUAUUAAAAUAAAUAUGGUGUU